Zonotrichia albicollis (white-throated sparrow) is the source of this 2289-nucleotide messenger RNA. The record is from RefSeq and is a predicted model, not a curated record. Lineage: Eukaryota; Metazoa; Chordata; Aves; Passeriformes; Passerellidae.
AUGAAUGCCCAGGAAUGCCUCCCUGAGGACGGGCUUUGCUCACUGUGUCCCUCUGUGCCCUCCCUGCAGGCGUCCAGCACGCGGCCCGAGUGCAGCAUCAUGCUGGAGAUCGAGGAGGAGCGCAGCCAGUGCCUGGCAGAGCUCACCUGGGACAACCACACCUCAGGCUGCAGGAGGCAGUGGGACAACAUCACGUGCUGGCCUGAAGCAGAGGUGGGAGAAGUUGUGGUACGGCCAUGCCCCAAGUACUUCAGGUUCCUGACCUCCUACCUGGGGAAUGUGACCAGGAAUUGUACAAGCCAGGGCUGGUCAGAUGUGUACCCUGCACCCUACACUGUAGCUUGUGGAUAUGAUUCCAACAGCACUCCAGGGGAAGAGCAAACAGCGUUCUAUGGAACGGUCAAGACCGGCUACACCAUCGGGCACACCCUGUCCCUCAUUGCCCUCACAGCUGCCAUGAUCAUCCUGUGUCUCUUCAGAAAACUACACUGUACUCGAAAUUACAUUCACAUGCACCUCUUCAUGUCCUUCAUCAUGAGAGCCAUCGCAGUCUUCAUCAAGGAUGUCAUCCUGUUUGAAAGUGGGGAGUCUGAGCACUGCUUUGUGAGUUCAGUGGGCUGCAAGGCCAUGAUGGUUUUCUUCCAGUACUGUGUCAUGGCCAACUUCUUCUGGCUGCUGGUGGAGGGGUUGUACCUUCACACCCUGCUGGUCAUCUCCUUCUUCUCGGAGAGGAAAUACUUCUGGUGGUACAUCCUGAUCGGCUGGGGUGCCCCCUCCGUGUUCAUCACUGCCUGGACAAUUGUCAGGAUUUACUUUUUCGAUGUUGGGUGCUGGGAGGAAAUAGUGGAAUCCCCAUUCUGGUGGAUCAUUAAAACUCCUAUUUUGGUGUCCAUUUUGGUGAACUUCAUCCUCUUCAUCUGCAUCAUCCGUAUCUUAGUCCAGAAGCUGCAUUCCCCAGAUGUUGGGCACAACGAAACCAGCCAAUAUUCGAGGCUGGCCAAGUCCACUCUGCUGCUGAUCCCUCUCUUUGGCAUUCACUACAUCAUGUUUGCUUUCUUCCCUGACAAUUUCAAAGCAGAAGUGAAGCUGGUCUUUGAGCUCGUGGUUGGGUCAUUCCAGGGGUUUGUGGUGGCUGUGCUGUACUGCUUUCUCAAUGGAGAGGUGCAAGCUGAGCUCAAGAGGAAGUGGCGGAGGUGGCACCUGGAGCGGUUCCUGGGCUCAGACAUGAAGUACCACCACCCUUCCCUGGGCAGCAACGGCACCAACUUCAGCACCCAGAUCUCCAUGCUGACCAAGUGCUCGCCAAAGACGCGCCGCUGCUCCGGCUUCCAGGCCGAGUUCUCCCUGGUGUGAGAGGCUCCCCAGGCACUGAGCAUCCCAAACUGAGACACGAGGAUCCCCGGGAAUCAGUGAUCCCAUGAGAAACCCCUGUGAAAUGACCUGCUCCACAUGAGCCAACAGAGGACACACAACUGGAAAAGCCGCUGGCGUCCAGGAUGAGAUCGGACGAGCCAAGAGGAAGGAACACUUUUGCUCUUCCUCUUUUCAGGCCUUUCACUCUUCAGUUUCCAGCCCUCAGGGAUUGAUAGCUCUGAGGAAUUGUCCCACUUAAGCUUCAGUUUCAAGCCCUCAGGGAUUGAUAGCUCUGAGGAAUUGUCCAACUUAAGCUUCAGUUUCAAGCCCUCAGGGAUUGAUAGCUCUGAGGAAUUGUCCAACUUGCUUGAGGACAACCUGGGAGAUGCUGGUGUGUCAUAAAUAAUGAAGUACUGGGGGUAAGGGAGGGAGAGCCUCAGUCCUUGGUGGCUUUACCAGAACUGGCAUCUCUCAAACAGACAAAAUGCACUUUUUUUUUCUAAAAAAAUGAGCCAGUAAAGGAGAGACAGAGGCAGAAAGCAGGAAAAAACCCCACCAAACGUAUGAAUGUGCCAAAACUCCUGUGAAUAAGAGGUGAUGAUACAGCACUAAAGAUGGUGCUGGGGACAUGGGGAGAAGGGACAGGAGGAACAUGAGUAGGAAGGGAGAGGCCAGCACAUGGCCCCCACGUUUUACACAGGUGGAGAUGAAGCUGCAGCACCAGGAGAGCCCCUCAGAGGAUGCCCCAGUGUGUUCUGCUAUUUCCCCACCACCCUUGGGAGCAGAAGCUUUCCAGGAACCCUGUGGAAGAGCAGAUCACUGAGAAGGAGCAGUGGGAGGACUGUGUUGGUGACAUGGUGUUUUGCUUGGUUGUGUUCCAUGAACAGGAAACUCGAUUUGCAUGUAUAAAAAACAGGGCCAGAUGCCAAAAGCAGA